AUGACUGCAGCAGUAAGUUAUCUAGGUGCGAAGUGUUUGGUACUUUCAACCUACACGAUUGAAUCUCCAAAAUACAGGGUGGUAUACUUAGGAUCUGAUUUUGAAAUAAGAUUGUACGAAGAAAUGUCCUGGAUGUCUGCUCUUGCUCAUGGGACUUCCUUUCAGAAUUCCACCAAAGAUGGUUUUCACAGGUUGUAUCAGUAUCUUCAUGGGGCUAACCUUAAUGGUACCCAGUUUUUGAUGACUGCUCCUGUCGUAACCAGCAUCACUCCAUCACCCCAAGGGUCUGCAUAUAUUGUAAGGUAUUAUCUGCCCUCAAAAUAUGACAAGACGCCCCCUCCACAGCCAUACACUGAACUGAAUCUGCAGUUGGACAAGUGGCAGAGUCAUUGUGUUGCAGUCAGAAAGUUUCCUGGAUAUGCCAGGGACGAUAACAUCGACAAGGAAAAAGAAGCUCUCGUUUCUAGCCUUUGGCCAGGAUUAAUGGAGGCAGUGGAAAACAAGUAUAACUACAGCAUUGCCCAGUACAAUGCUUCAAGACAUCCCACAGGGCGCGUAAACGAGGUGUGGAUGGAUGUAUCAGGUUUCACCACAGAAGGCUGUCCAGCCUAG
This is a messenger RNA of Durio zibethinus, 612 nucleotides long. RefSeq lists its product as uncharacterized. The record is from RefSeq and is a predicted model, not a curated record. Lineage: Eukaryota; Viridiplantae; Streptophyta; Magnoliopsida; Malvales; Malvaceae.